Molecule: messenger RNA, 2982 nt
Organism: Notodromas monacha
Lineage: Eukaryota; Metazoa; Arthropoda; Ostracoda; Podocopida; Cyprididae
Source: the annotation of a GenBank genome assembly
AUGGUGGUGCGCAAAUCUUUGCGUUGGGCAUUCCGUGUCACCGACUGGAACCCCGACCCAACCCAGUGGUCCCAACUCGCGUCGUUUGUGUCAACUGUUGAGAAGGAACGGAUUCAACGAUUCGUAUUCCAACGUGACGCGAAAUCCGCGCUGAUUGGCCGACUAUUGGCGAGACGGGCAGUGUGUGAAUCAUUGAGUAUUCCCUGGAAUGAGAUCAUUCUCGAGAGAACCGAACGUGGAAGGCCAUUUGUGCCGCAUUGUGAAUCCUUCGACUUCAACGUAACGCAUCACGGGGAUUGGGUUCUUUUGGCUGCCGAAUCGUUUCCCAAAUUCUCAUCAUCGUCUCCUCCGAUUAUUCCGAGAGUCGGUGUUGAUGUUAUGAAGCUCGAAUCUCGCGAUCGUUCCCCGUUGGAUUUUGUAACGAUUUUCAAACGCCAAUUGAGCGUCAGAGAGUGGGAUUACGUAGUUGGUGAUCGGGAUUACGUCUUGAACAGAUUCUAUCGCAUUUGGUGCCUCAAGGAGAGUUACUUGAAAGCGGACGGAUGCGGAAUCAGUCGAGAUCUGCCCAGUGUCGACUUCUGUCCCAAGUCUGUGUUGAAUUAUGAUUACAACUGCUCCAUCGUCGCGGAUACGACAGUCGACUUACCCGAAACUCUGAAAGACACGAGUUGGAAUUUUCAUGAGGGGUUCCUGGAUAAAGAUCAUUGCUGGGCAGUGUGUCUGAACUCGGAAAUUGUACGAUUUGUUGAUCCUGAGAAUUUCCAACGAGUAACAAUCGAGGAUUUGGUGUCCGAUGCGCUAUCAGUGAAUGGAAUCGAUAAAGUCGAUGGAGUGGAUUUUCUCGACAAAGAUCCUUGUUGGGCGGUGUGUCUAAACUCGGAGAUUGUGCGAUUUGUUGAUCGUGAGAAUUUCAAACGAGUAACUAUCGAGAAUUAUGUGAAUGAAAUCGAUGGUGGAGGAGCAUGGACUGCGGAAACGUCGGAUUUCGAGCAGCAGCUCACGAUAGAUCUGGGCAGCCAGAUGCAAAUUAGCUCGAUCGCCACUCAAGGGCGACAAUACAGUUCAGAAUUUGUCAUGGAGUACAUGAUAAGCUAUGGGUCCAAUGGAUUGGACUUCGCAUAUUAUCGCGGAUUCGACGGGAGUCCGAAGGUGAGCCCUCGGGUGUAUGGUGCAGGCUCUUGGUCUGCCGCAGGGCAGGAUUUCUACCAAAAGCUGUUCAUUAAGCUGAGUAGGGUUUCGGUGAUCAAACGCAUUGCGACCCGGGGAGACGGUCGAGACGACUCCUACGUGAAGGCCUUUACGCUUGAUUACAGUGUUGAUGGAGACCAAUGGGUCGCAUUUAACGAGCCUGGUUUCGGCGCAAAGGUCUCGAGAAGCGGAUUGCUUUUUUCUCGCAAAUCUCGUGUGGCAACAUUCAAGGGAAAUACGGACUCGAAUUCAUUGUACGUCAACAUCUUCGACCCUCCCAUUGUUGCCCAAUGGAUAAGAAUCAACCCGACCCGGUGGCAAGAUCGCAUAUCGAUGCGUCUGGAGCUCUAUGGUUGUACCUACAAUCCGGAUCCGAAAGCUGUUGGGUUAGACGGUGUGACCUAUUUUGAGCGUCGUGUGGGAGAAGAUCGGGAACGUUAUGAUCGACCUAUAGAAUUCCUGUCGUACGACCACCCUUUACUGAGGGAUGAAAUCAGAUUUCGUUUCAAAACCAAUGAGGCGGACGGUGUGAUUCUCUACGGCUGGGGAAAGCAAAACGACGUCUUGGCUGUACAAUUGGUUGACAACCGGCUGUUCUUGAAUGUCGGACUAGGUGGAAGAGAGUUGACCUCAUUAUCCGUCGGAAGCCUGUUGGACGACGGCAUUUGGCAUGACGUCUUCAUAUCCAGAGAUAAACGGUCCGUGACUUUGAGCGUCGAUCGUGUCGUGGUUUCGAAAAGCAUCCAGGGCAAUUUCCAGCGCCUGAACAUCGACUUUGCGUGGUACGUUGCCGGUGUUCCGAGCAAGAAGCGUGGAUUGGACACAAUCCGGCAUUUCAAGGGUUGCUUAGAAAGCUUGUACAUCAACAGACAUAAUUUUUUCACUGAAAAUCCUUGGCGACCUGAUCAAGCUUGGUUGAUUGUCCGGGAAUCCGCGCAAGCGUCUGUCAAUUCGAACAGCAUCGGAUACGAUACCGAGCCUGCGUUUGUGAGACAUGACAAAUUCAUGAGUGACAUUCGACGGCAACUGUGCAACGAACAACAAAUCGUUCCUGUGACUUUUUUGACGAGUGAAUCCCAUGUCAAGCUGAAGGGCUACGAAGCCUUGGAAAGUCUCAGUAUUUCUUUCGAGUUCAGAACGUUUGAAAUGGAAGGAACACUCGUGUAUCACAAGUUUUACAGUGACGGAUAUGUAAAGUUAUAUUUGCAAGAAGGCUAUUACGUGGUGGAUAUCGUUACCAAGGGAAGUCCUGGUAUAAUCACAGCGAACAACUUUUUGUUGCCUGUGAAUGACGGCAAGUGGCAUCACGUCGAGCUUCAAAUCAGGAAGAAUAAGAUGGUCAGUGAUCUGGAUUUCCGGCCUGUGGAAACGGUUCGCGAAAUGGACAUCAAAACUGGAGCCUAUUAUUAUUUUGCCGGUGGUAUGAAAGGUUCCAAGGGCUUCAUUGGUUGCAUGAAGAGCAUCGUGGUCGAUGGGAAUAAUCAGUUUCCGUUGAAAGCGAAUCCCGGCGAAAUGAAGAAGUCGAUAGAGAUUGACGUGGAUGGCAGUGGACCUUUGACCCCGUUUCCGGUUACCUGUACCUUGAAUGAAGACGAGGUUUACACAACGGUGGAAAGGAAAACCCGUGGAGCAAUUCGUUUUAGCGAAGAAUCUGGACCCGAACGAAUUCAUUAUCCGGUGGAAUAUGAUGCAGGGCUGGACGAGAUGGAUUUGCUGAUUGAUAGAUCAGUAGCGUGCGAACAACACGUCGCAUAUACGUGCAAAAAUGGGGCACCAUUGUUCGGGCAAGAUUCU